Mesoplodon densirostris (Blainville's beaked whale) is the source of this 1586-nucleotide messenger RNA. RefSeq names its product 5-hydroxytryptamine receptor 3C-like. Gene Ontology annotation, biological process: nervous system process; monoatomic ion transmembrane transport; regulation of membrane potential. The record is from RefSeq and is a predicted model, not a curated record. Gene Ontology annotation, molecular function: extracellular ligand-gated monoatomic ion channel activity; neurotransmitter receptor activity; transmembrane signaling receptor activity. NCBI's taxonomy places the organism in Eukaryota, Metazoa, Chordata, Mammalia, Artiodactyla, Ziphiidae. Gene Ontology annotation, cellular component: membrane; neuron projection; synapse.
AUGGAAGGGGGGUGGCCCACCACAGGGGGAUUCCUCCUCUGCCUCCCUGUCAGCCUUCUGCUUCAAGGAAGGGCAAACACUUUCAGCAUCAAUUGUUCAGUCUUUGACCAGCGUGGCGUAGACCCUGCUGUCUUCCAGGCUAUAUUUAACCAGAAGGACUUCCGUCCAGUCAUCAACUACAGCAUCCCCACUCACAUCAGCAUCUCCUUCAUCCUGUCUGCCAUCCUCAAAGUGGAUGCACAGCUUCAGCUGCUGAUGUCAUUUCUGUGGUUAAAGUUGAUCUGGAGUCACCCAUUCAUCAGCUGGGACCCAGAAGAAUGUGGUGAUAUCAAUAAACUCACCGUGACAGCUGAGAACCUGUGGCUCCGAGACAUCUUCAUCGUGGAAUUCAACGACAUGGAUCACACUCUGGAUGGCCUCUCCGCCUGUGUGACUAAUGAAGGUCGCGUUGUGGACAACAAACGGAUGCAGGUGACCGGCAUCUGUAGCCUGGACAUCUACUUCUCUUUUGACCAGAAGAACUGCACCCUCACUUUUAGCUCUUUGCUCUACACAGUGUCUGUCUCCCCUGCCCUGGAAAACAUGUUGCUGGGCAUGGACAAGGAAGUGUGGGAGAUAACAGACACCUCGCGUGACAUUGGCCACACACAAGGGGAGUGGGAGCUCCUGGGCAUCAACAAGGCCACCCCAAAGAUAUCUGUGGUCUUCAGCCUUUUUGACCAGAUCAUGUUCUAUGUGGCCGUCAGGCGCAGGCCCAGCCUCUAUGUCAUAAACCUCCUGGCGUCCAGUAGCUUUCUGAUCACCAUCGACGCCCUCAGCUUCUUCCUGCCAGUAGAAAGUGAGAACCGUGCCCCAUUCAAGAUGACACUCCUGCUGGGCUACAACGUCUUCCUGCUCAUGGUUAAUGACUUACUCCCUGCCAGUGACACCUCCCUCAUCAGUGUCUACUUCGCCCUGUGUCUGUCACUGAUGGUGGUCAGCCUGCUGGAGACCAUCGUCAUCACCUACCUGCUGCACCUGGCCACCACCCAGCCCCCACCCAGGCCUCGCUGCCUCCAUUCCCUGCUUCUACACUGCACCAGCCCAAGGAAACGCUGCCCUGCUGCUCUCUGGAAGGAGGACGUGGGCCUGGGCCUCACACCCACCCACCUGUCUGGGCAGAAGGAGCCAGGGGAAUUGGGAGGGAAGGAGCUGGGACCCAGAGAGGCAGAACUGAACGGUGGCUCAGGAUGGACAAGGGCCCGGCUAGCUGACCUGUGGGUGCAUUUCAGCCACAUGAUGGACACCCUGCUCUUCUGCAUCUACCUGCUUUUCUUGGCCACCUCCAUCACCAUGGUCAUCAUCCUCUGUAACACCUAGGAGUAGUGUCCUAACAGUGCAAGAACACCUGGUGUUCAGGUUUCCUUGGCUUCAACUAACCAUCCCAGGCCCUGUUCCCCUGCUCCAGUCCACAUACAACAGUCCCAGAAAUGUGCCCGUGAUCCCUGCUCCAGCCUUCCCAGGGCUUAAACAGAGCUACUGCCGACUCUCUCAGAACUGACAUUACAUUUCCAAAACACAAUGAAUUCUAACAUGUUUAUGUUAGA